This is a messenger RNA of Ectocarpus siliculosus, 1377 nucleotides long. The record is from the annotation of a GenBank genome assembly. NCBI's taxonomy places the organism in Eukaryota, Phaeophyceae, Ectocarpales, Ectocarpaceae.
AUGGUAGCUCGUACGGCGGUGGCCUUUGGGCGGAAAGCCAAGGUGGUGCAGCUGCGGAAUGUCCACCCCAAGUUUGUUUUCGGCAGCGGCAAGACGUCCGAGAUGUCUGGUGCCAUUUCCGCAGCAGAUGCGGAUACAAUCUUCGUAAACGCGCCCCUCUCCGGACAGCAGCAAAAAGCCCUUAGUGCCGAGUGGGGCGGUGCGACCGUGCUUGAUCGGUUUGCCGUUAUCCUCGAUAUCUUCGCUGACAGAGCGAGGACGACGGAAGCAAAGCUACAGGUGGAGCUUGCAAUGCUCAAGUACAAAGCAGCCCAUCUCGUGAAGGGCUCGGGCAGUGGCUUCGAUCGCCAGGGCGGUGGCGUCGGGACGAUGGGCGGCAGCGGCGAGAAGGCGAUCGACACGCAGCGCCGGCUGCUGCGGAAUCGCACGGCUGAGGUCCAUCGCCAGCUAAAGGACGUCGAGCGCCGGCGAGGCUUCCAACGUAGCUCUCGGGAUCGAAGGCUUGAGGCGAGCGUGGCUCUCGUGGGCUACACCAACGUGGGCAAGUCUUCGCUCAUGAACCAGCUGGCGCUAGGGCGGCAUAGCACUCGCGGCGUUGGAGGCGGAGGGGGUAAUCGAGAAGGAAGAGGUGGCGAAAGAGGAAGGCGCUUUGAAGGGGCCGGCGGCGGAGCGGGAAAAGGGAAGGGCAUGGUGCAGGCUCGAAACCGGGUGUUUGAUACACUAGACCCGACCGUCCGAUCGGUAACGUUGCCGUCACGCGUAAGAUGUGUCUUGGUUGAUACCGUAGGUUUUAUCCAAGACUUGCCGACGGACCUGGUGCACUCCUUUAAGUCAACGCUCGAGGAAGUCAAGAGCGCGGACGUGCUCUUGCACGUGCGGGACGCCAGCGUAGAGCCCCGCGUGUGCGAGGCCCACCGAAAGGCCGUCCAAGAGACACUGGCGGAGCUAGGUGCCGGGGGCGUCCCGACUCUUGAGGUCUGGAAUAAGGUGGACAAGGAGAGAAGGCUCGACCCUGAAAAUCGUGGUGCUAAUACCGGUGCUGGCCGUAGCGAUGGCGGCGGCAGCUAUAUGAGUCUCCCAUACGAGGCGGAGGCGGAGAAAGCGAACCGACGGACGGAAGGUCCUGCUGGCGAGGGCGGCAGCAGGUUGAGCCAUGCGCGCGAGGGGCGUACUGGGCCGGAUGACGAAGGCGCAAUUCGGGUAUCGGCGGCUUCGGGUCAAGGCCUGGCCCAUCUGCUUGAGAGGAUAGACGCCAUGCUUCACUUGAAUGGAGGCGCGGACGGGGAAGGAAGCGGGAGGAGGUUCUCAACAAAACCGAUCGAUCGGUACGAGUACGUUCGAGUCUUACCGGGGCAGUCACAACAAGGAUACAAGUGA